Molecule: messenger RNA, 282 nt
Organism: Trypanosoma cruzi
Lineage: Eukaryota; Euglenozoa; Kinetoplastea; Trypanosomatida; Trypanosomatidae
Product: mucin-associated surface protein (MASP), putative
Exons: 1
Coding region: 1-282 (93 amino acids)
Source: RefSeq, a predicted model, not a curated record
AUGGCGAUGAUGAUGACUGGCCGUGUGCUGUUGGUGUGUGCCCUCUGCGUGCUGUGGUGCGGUGUAUCGCCCGCCGCUGGCAUCCGUCCACUUCACGGAGGAAUGGCUGUCCGCGGUGUGACAUUCAGUCUUGAUGAGGCUCAAACGGAGCAUUGGAGACGCAGCUGCGAGUGGUGGUUUGUGGCGAGGGUGGCCGCCCUGACGUGCUGCCAGCGUGCGGUGCCUCGCGAGGAGGGAGGGCGGGAGCCCGCAAUUUGUCUCGUCGACUUGUUGCAGGCGUGA